Messenger RNA from Stylophora pistillata, 2213 nucleotides. RefSeq names its product glucose-6-phosphate isomerase. Gene Ontology annotation, cellular component: cytosol. NCBI's taxonomy places the organism in Eukaryota, Metazoa, Cnidaria, Anthozoa, Scleractinia, Pocilloporidae. The record is from RefSeq and is a predicted model, not a curated record. Gene Ontology annotation, biological process: glycolytic process; gluconeogenesis; glucose 6-phosphate metabolic process. Gene Ontology annotation, molecular function: carbohydrate derivative binding; monosaccharide binding; glucose-6-phosphate isomerase activity.
AAUGUUGGCCGCUACGGCUGACAGAUAAGUGCUAAUAUUGGCCCUUGUCAAGAACAAAUUCAUGAUUACGCAUUUCUUUUGAAACGUUGCGGUGAUAUUGAUGAGCAGAGCUCCCAGAAUUGCCAAGACAGACAUGGCUGCUCCUCUGAAAGAGUGCCCCGAGUUUUCUGCGUUGCAAUCACACUAUGAAGCUGCCUCCAAACUCCAUAUGCGUAGCCUCUUUGAGAAGGAUCCUGGGAGAUUUGAUAAAUUCAGCGUGCAACUCGAUACUCGAGAUGGUACCCUGUUGGUCGACUACUCCAAAAAUAUUAUCACAGAGGAGACCAUGAAACUUCUUAUGAGUCUGGCCAAAGCUAGAGGAAUAGAAAGUGCACGUCAGAAAAUGUUUUCUGGAGAAAAAAUUAAUUUUACUGAGAACCGAGCAGUUCUCCACAUAGCUCUUAGAAACCGUUCCAAUAAACCAAUUAAUGUAGAUGGAAAGAAUGUAAUGGAUGAGGUUAAUGCAGUUCUCAAUCAGAUGAGAAGCUUUACUGAGGCUGUAAGGAAUGGCACUUGGAAAGGUCACACUGGAAAAACCAUUACAGAUGUUGUGAAUAUUGGAAUUGGAGGAUCUGACUUGGGACCACUGAUGGUGACUGAAGCAUUAAAACCCUACGGCAAAAAAGGGCUUAGUGUCCAUUUUGUCUCCAAUAUUGAUGGAACCCACCUGGCCAAGACUGUAGCAACUCUGAAUCCAGAAACUACAUUGUUCAUUGUAGCAUCAAAGACAUUUACCACCAUAGAAACCAUUACAAAUGCAACAUCAGCAAGGGACUGGCUGCUGAAAGAGUUAAAGGAUAAAUCAGCUGUGGCUAAGCACUUCAUUGCCCUUUCUACAAAUGAGGUGGAAGUCACUAAAUUUGGAAUUGAUAAGAAGAAUAUGUUUGCAUUUUGGGAUUGGGUUGGAGGACGAUAUUCCCUUUGGUCAGCCAUUGGAAUGUCAAUUGCUGUUUACAUUGGAAUGGAUAACUUUGAAGCUCUUCUUGCUGGGGCACAUGCAAUGGACAAUCACUUUUGUUCCACACCUCUGGAGAAAAACAUUCCAGUAAUCCUUGCAAUGCUAGGAGUUUGGUACAAUAACUUCUUUGGUGCUCAGACGCAUGGCCUUUUUCCCUAUGAUCAGUACAUGCACCGUUUUGCAGCCUAUUUUCAGCAGGGUGACAUGGAGUCUAAUGGCAAGUAUGUCACACGUAGCGGUGCGCAUGUCAACUACUCCACCGGACCCAUUGUGUGGGGAGAGCCUGGAACUAACGGACAGCAUGCAUUCUAUCAGCUAAUCCACCAAGGAACAAAGAUCAUUCCAGGAGAUUUCUUGGCUCCUGUUGAGACUCAGAAUCCCAUUAGCGGUGGACUACACCACAAGAUUCUUUUGGCCAAUUUUCUGGCUCAGCCAGAGGCUCUGAUGAAAGGAAAGACAAGCGACGAGGCGCGAGCAGAGCUGGAGAAGAGUGGAAAGUCUGGAGAAACACUGGAGAAGAUCUUGCCCCACAAGGUGUUCAUGGGAAAUAAACCCACUAAUUCCAUUCUGUUUCAAAAACUGACUCCGUUCAUCCUUGGUGCCUUGCUUGCUAUGUAUGAACACAAGAUAUUUUGUCAGGGAGUUGUCUGGGAUAUAAACUCCUUUGACCAGUGGGGAGUUGAAUUAGGCAAACAACUUGCUAAAGCAAUUCAGCCAGAGUUGGAGGGCCCUGAACCAGUGACGUCACACGAUUCUUCAACCAAUGGUCUUAUUAACUUUAUUAAAAAACAUUCAGCGAAGUGAUGCUGGAUUUGAAGGAAUGUUAGCCUGGGCUGAGUAGUUUGUAUUUUGAAGAUAUCAAUUAGCGAUGGGGAACGUCACACAUAGAAUAUUUAUAAUAGCUGUAAAGUAAUCUUAUGAAGUCGCCAAGCAAAGAAUUAGUUACAUAUGAUGCACGAUCCUCGCAGUAGAUAGCGCUAUUUAAGCAGUAUGUCAAAGAAUUAGUAUUUGUAAUCUUUCAAAUAAUUGCCAAAAGCACUAAGUAGUUAUCUCAAUGGUCUAAUAGCUAGUAUGGUUUGUUUGUAGAGUCAAUUCCUUUUUGGAACAAUUGCUGAGUGGCGCCCUGUGGCUUCUAGUAGAAGAGCAUAGGGGAAGGAACACAGGGACCCCUUAUUUUCCUUUAAUCCGAUGGUGAAUUACCACCAAACACUCACUA